AUGGACGAGCGGGGUGACCGGCACAGAGAGAGACUGGUCAGCAGGGGCAUCGGACGAGAAGUCUACGUCCAUUUCGUCGAGGUCUACUGGGCCGUGCUCGGCCUCGUCGAGGUCUACUGGGCCGUGCUCGGCCUCGUCGAGUACCAGAAGGGCAUCGUCUUCGGUCAAGAGAUCCACUACGAUCUCUUCUUCUCCUUCUACUUCCGGAACUUCGGCUACUGGCAC
Messenger RNA from Mesorhabditis spiculigera, 225 nucleotides. The record is from the annotation of a GenBank genome assembly. NCBI's taxonomy places the organism in Eukaryota, Metazoa, Nematoda, Chromadorea, Rhabditida, Rhabditidae.